AUGUUCAGAGGUCCCUAUGAUUGGUUGACGAUGACCGUACCCCAACCGGGACUGGAUGGUCGACCCGUCUAUUGGCCAAGAGGCAAACUGCUUGGCGGAUCAAGUUCAAUGAAUGCAUUGCUGUAUCAUCAUUGCGCUCCCGAAGAUUUCGACUCCUGGGAGAAGCAAGGAGCAGUAGGAUGGGGAUACGAAACGACGAGGAAGUAUUUCAGAAAGGCGGAGAAAUACAAUCCGCAGCAAGAUGACCCUGUCGAUAUCUCCCUUCACGGUGACUCCGGACUGUGGCUAACAAGAGCCGUACCCGUCAUGAUGCUCACAUCCUGUCGGGAUCUAAAUACCCCAGAAGGCACAAUAGGCACAUUUGCCUUCACUGGAUUUAUGGAUCAACAGAAUGAAAGGAGCCCGGCCGCCACAGCGUAUCUGACCAGAAACAUUAUGGUUGAGAAGAUUUUGUUCAAAUCAGCGCCCGACGGCAAGCCUAAAGCAUGUGGUGUGCAGCUCCUAGUGCAUAGAUCCGGGCCUCAGUAUAGAGCCACUGUUGCAAAAGAGGUCAUUGUUUUCACGGGAGCUAUCGGGUCUCCGCAAGUCCUUAUGCUCUCGGACGUGGGACCUCGCGACCACCUCGGAGAAUUGGGGAUUUCUGUUAUACAAGAUCUGCCUGCUGUAGGCUCGAACCUCUAUGAUCACUUCUUUGCGGGCGGAUUGAUUUUGUGGGUGAAACCAGGGUUGACGUUAGAUUACCUUAGCAACCCUUUAUAUGGGGCCCUCGCUCUUCUUUUAUUCAGGGUGAAUAAUGAAAGGUACAGACCACGAUCACCAAGAGUGCAUGCAUGGUGUCUGACGUUCCGCACAAGUCUCCCUCUAGUCGACCACAGUGCUGGCCCUGGAGCACCGGAUGUAGAGAUUGUCAUUGCCAUUUCUGCCGUCGUCAACAACAGAUUUCUGGAUGCGGAACAGGGUCCUGUCAUCCUCAAGCUGGAGAGCUCUGGCACCGUGCAUCUCUGGUCUUCCGACUGCGUGGCUAUCCUGCCUUUCUCAGUGUACCUCCCGCUUGACAAUCUCUUCAGCUACCUGGCAUCAGAAAAUGAUGCCAAGAUCCUCAUCAGGGGAUUUCGCUUCAUUCUUGCCUUGGCUCAUGUGGGGCCGCUCACGAGUGACCUCGAUAUGAAGUGUCUGGAUUCGCCUCCCCUCGAUGCCUUUUGGCCCAGCAAUGUCGAUCCAAAUAAUGUCACCGAUGAAGACAUCAGAACUUGGAUCCAGAAGCAUGGCCAGUCAACAUCCUCUGUAAGGAUGGAAACCUCUCUCGCUGACAGCGCAGUGGACCCGCAACUUCGGAUGCAUGGAGUCGAGGGUCUAACUUGA
Laetiporus sulphureus 93-53 is the source of this 1362-nucleotide messenger RNA. Its product is annotated as GMC oxidoreductase. The transcript is spliced from 15 exons. Gene Ontology annotation, molecular function: oxidoreductase activity, acting on CH-OH group of donors; flavin adenine dinucleotide binding. NCBI's taxonomy places the organism in Eukaryota, Fungi, Basidiomycota, Agaricomycetes, Polyporales, Laetiporaceae. Bases 1 to 1362 code for a protein of 453 amino acids. The record is from RefSeq and is a predicted model, not a curated record.